Messenger RNA from Cladocopium goreaui, 540 nucleotides. Lineage: Eukaryota; Dinophyceae; Suessiales; Symbiodiniaceae. The record is from the annotation of a GenBank genome assembly.
AUGGUUAUUGCCAAGAACAAUGAUGGACAGAAUGAAUUCCCGCUGGACAUACUCCAAAAAGUCGAGCUGGGGAUCUUGGAAGGGGACUUUGCCGAAGAAGCCAUGGACUUGCUCACGACGAAAGAUCGAAACUUCAAACCUGCUGAUUCCACCAUGUGGAAGGACAAUGCCUCUACACCUCAGGAAUCGGAAGCAGAUCCUUCUCACGAAGUUCCUUUGGACGCAGCUGACAACAAGCUAGACGCCUUGAGCAAGGACGCAAAGCAGAAGGCAUGGCAACACGACAGCUUGUCAUUGGCAAGAGAUGUGGCUGCAAUUGCCAAAAUGAUGCAGCAGGUUCAGAAAACCGAAAAAGCCGAACGACUUCGCCGCAUAACCCAUGCUCGAAGCGAGAAUGUCAUCGGUGCAUCCAUCAUUUCCAACCACAUGGAGAAGCAUGCAAAGCAUUUGGGUGGAAGUGAAGCUGACUUGACCCAUGCAGUGGAACAGGCCUGGACCUAUGAAACCUUUGAAAACCAUAGUGCCAAGUGUGUAGGGUAA